This is a messenger RNA of Stereum hirsutum FP-91666 SS1, 2658 nucleotides long. Its product is annotated as transcription elongation factor Spt5. Lineage: Eukaryota; Fungi; Basidiomycota; Agaricomycetes; Russulales; Stereaceae. The record is from RefSeq and is a predicted model, not a curated record. The annotation marks the transcript as partial. Gene Ontology annotation, cellular component: DSIF complex. Gene Ontology annotation, molecular function: mRNA binding. The transcript is spliced from 8 exons. Gene Ontology annotation, biological process: regulation of transcription by RNA polymerase II; transcription elongation-coupled chromatin remodeling; transcription elongation by RNA polymerase II.
AUGUCAGACCUGGAAGACGAGGCGAUAUACCAAAAUGGCGGCUCUGACCCCGUCCAACAUGACGAAGACGCCGAAGAAGAGCAGCAAGGCUCAAGUCCGGUCCAAGAGCGCAAGAAGGGGAAGCAGCGGCACCGGGAUGAAGAUGAUGAGGAGGAAGAUGAUGAGGAGGAAGACGAAGAUGAUGAUGAGGAGGACGAAGAUGAGGAAGAAGAGGAUGAGGGUGCUGCUCGUGGCCGGAAACGACAAAAACGCCGUCACAAGCGUUCUGCUGUCAACCGCUUCCUUGAUGUCGAGGCUGAAGUGAACGAAGAGGAUGAGGAGGAUGAGGAAGAUGAAGAAUAUGGGCGCGAUGAUUUUAUUGCUGCUCCUGAUGCUGAAGGCGAAGAUGAUGAUAUGGCUCGUCGCUCAGCGGCUAACCACCGUCUCAACAUCCGCGAGCAGGAGCUGAACGACCAGGACCUAGCUCGCAUCGCCGAGGAGGUCAGCCAGCGUCACAAACGCUCCGCCGUGCGCUAUACCGGCGAUAUGAAUGAGGUGCCGCAACGGCUGCUCAUGCCUUCCGUCAACGACGCGAACUUGUGGCAAGUCCGGUGCAAGCCUGGCAGAGAGCGCGACCUCGUAUUCAGUCUCAUGCGUAAAGCCAUCGACCUCGAGUACACGAACCAUCCACUCCAAAUCCUCUCCGCCUUCCAGCGCGACUCACUUCCUGGUAUGAUCUACGUCGAAGCUCGGAGCCAAAAGCAGGUCGUUGAGGCGUGCAACGGCCUCGUCGGUAUCUACCCCAGCCGUCAGAUCAUGCUCGUUCCGAUCGAAGAAAUGGCGAGUUUAUUGCAAAUCAAAAAGCAAGACCUGACGGUCACGCCCGGUAGCUGGGUGCGCAUCAAGCGCGGGAAGUACGCGGGCGAUUUGGCUCAGGUGAUGGAUAUCACGGAGAAUGGGGAUGAGGUCGGGUUGAAGUUCAUUCCGCGUAUCGAUUUGAACCCGAAGGACGACGUGAUGCUGGGUGGGCAGAAGAGGAAGAAAGGUGCGACCACGAUGGCGACGGGAGUCAGGCCCGCACAGAGGUUCUUCAACUAUGAAGAGGUGGUGAAGGUGUAUGGGAGGAAGCAGAUCUCGAAGAGGAACCAAGUGUAUGUGUUUCAGAUGGACACAUACAAGGACGGGUUCGUCGAGAAGGACUUCAAGUUGAGUGCGUUGCAGCUGGACGACGUGAAUCCGACCCUGGACGAGAUCACGAAGUUCGCGAAGGGACAGGAUGGAGAGGGCGGAGAUCAUCAGGUCGAUUUGUCCAUCAUCGCGGAGGCGUCGAGGAAGGCGGCCAUUGCGGUUUUGCAGCCCGGAGAUCAUGUUGAGGUGUUCGAGGGAGAGCAGUCGGGGGUGCACGGUAUCGUCGACUCGAUUGCGGGAGACGUCGUCACAGUCAGUCCGGUGGGCGUGGAAUUGGAUGGUCAGAAGAUGCAGGUGCCGGCGAGGAGUGUGAGGAAGCGGUUCAAGCCUGGAGACCACGUCAAGGUCAUGACGGGGAAGAAUGCUGAUGAGACGGGUUUGGUGGUUGCGGUGUCCGAGAAUAUCGUGACUUUCUUGUCGGAUAUGUCUAUGCAGGAGGUCUCAGUAUUCUCAAAAGAUCUGCGUGAGGCUGCUGAGGUCGGGUCGGGUACGAACAUCGUGGGGAACUACGAAUUGCACGAUCUGGUACAGCUCGACAUGCAAACCGUUGGUGUCAUCUUCAAGACGGAACGUGACUCCUUCCGAGUCCUGGACCAGAACGGUCAAGUACGUCUCGUACAGCCGCAUCAGAUCUCCAUGCGAAGGGACUCGCACAGAGCCAUCGCCACAGACUCUGAAGGCCACGAACUGCGGAUCAAUGACAACGUCAAGGAGAUCGACGGAGAGGGUCGAAAAGGUCGUGUCCUCCACACCCAUCAAUCCUUCUUCGCAUUCCUCCACAACCGGGACAUCGCCGAGAAUGGCGGCGUUUUCGUUACUCGCGCUCGUUCCCUAGCUUCCGUCGCUCCCAAGGGCAACGUCCUAAAACCGGGUACCGAUCUCUCGAAAAUGAACCCAGCGCUCAACUCUGGUGGAAUGGUCGGUUCGGGCAACAUCGGGCGAGGUCCUCGAGACAGGUUGAUUGGAGUGACGGUCAUUGCCAUAAAGGGACCAUACAAAGGGUAUCAUGGGACGAUCAAAGACACUAAUGGACCGAUUGCGAGGGUUGAGUUGAACGCGGGUAAUAAGGUCAUCACUAUCGACAAGGACAAGCUACGGAGACGAAACCCGAAUGGUUCAGUCGAAGGGCCUCUGGAAAGCUCUGGCCCCCCUUCCGGAUACAAUCCUCGAGUCGGCGGCGGCUUCCCCUCCCAAGGCCGGACUCCCAACCCAUACGCUCAACCUCCAGUCGGCGGGCGCACGCCAGGCUGGGGCGCCCCACCCUCGUCAACUCGUACACCCAAUCCGUACGCUGAACAAGUCGGACGAACGCCAGCGUGGAACUCCUCAUCGCGGACACCGAAUCCAUACGCUACAGGAGACGGUGGAAAGACACCGGCUUGGAACGCGAGUGCGAGGACACCGAAUCCGUAUGCUGCGGCUAAUGAUGGGGGCAGGACACCGGCUUGGAAUGUCGGUUCAAGAACGCCCAAUCCGUAUACGAGUGGGGGU